Molecule: messenger RNA, 1468 nt
Organism: Cucurbita pepo subsp. pepo (vegetable marrow)
Lineage: Eukaryota; Viridiplantae; Streptophyta; Magnoliopsida; Cucurbitales; Cucurbitaceae
Product: choline-phosphate cytidylyltransferase 2
Biological process (GO): CDP-choline pathway
Molecular function (GO): choline-phosphate cytidylyltransferase activity; phosphatidylcholine binding
Source: RefSeq, a predicted model, not a curated record
ACAAAUAAAUAGGGAGCGGAAACAUCGCGUUGUCGGAGGAGAAGAAAUCCACGACAAGAGGGCUCGCCGAAGCAGAAGAACGGAAGCGAAAGAGGAGAGAAGAGGUCGGAAGAUAAUUCGAAUGGCAGAGGUGAAGUCCGCCGAUUCCACCACCACUCUCAACGCUUCUCCUAACUAUUCCAAUCCUGAUUACCCGACGGACCGCCCAGUUCGAGUUUACGCCGAUGGGAUCUACGAUCUCUUCCAUUUCGGUCACGCUCGCUCUCUUGAGCAAGCCAAGAAAUCAUUCCCGAAUACUUAUUUGUUAGUUGGAUGUUGCAAUGAUGAGACUACCCACAGUCUUAAAGGGAAAACUGUUAUGAAUGAAGCUGAACGAUAUGAAUCUCUUCGCCAUUGCAAGUGGGUGGAUGAAGUGAUUCCUGAUGCACCCUGGGUGAUCUCUCAAGAAUUUAUUGACAAGCACAAGAUUGACUUUGUGGCCCACGAUUCUCUUCCUUAUGCUGAUGCUACCGGAGCUGGGAAGGAUGUUUAUGAAUUUGUUAAAAAAAUUGGAAAGUUCAAGGAAACAAAAAGGACAGAAGGAAUAUCAACUUCAGACAUUAUCAUGAGGAUUGUCAAAGAUUAUAAUCAAUAUGUUCUGCGUAAUUUGGACCGUGGUUAUUCGAGGAAAGAGCUUGGAGUCAGCUUUGUGAAGGAAAAGCGGUUAAGAGUGAACAUGAGAUUGAAGAAAUUACAGGAGAAAGUGAAGGAACACCAAGAAAAAGUGGGAGAAAAGAUUCAAACAGUGGCAAAAACUGCCGGCAUGCACAGGAAUGAGUGGGUGGAAAAUGCUGAUCGCUGGGUGGCUGGAUUUCUAGAGAUGUUUGAAGAAGGUUGUCAUAAGAUGGGCACAGCCAUCAGAGACCGAAUUCAAGAACGUUUGAUGGGGGCACAGCAGCAAAAAUAUCUAGAAAAUGGCAAGGACAGUGACUCAGACCUCGAAGAAGAAUAUUAUUACGACGACGACGACGACGAAGAAUAUUAUGAAGACGACUUCUACGAAGAAUUCGAGAAAGACGAGAAGAAAAGGUAGACACGUAUUUACAUCAAGUUUGAAUACAUGUCACAUGCAUAAUUUGAUGCUUGUUCAUGGAUUCUACAGUAGUAGUAUGUUUCUGCUAUAUGUUUAGGCGCAGACAGUAAAACGUAAACCAUAACCUGCUAAUUGCCAAAGCAAAAAAGGAAAACAAAAGAGGCACUUGGCGGUGAGUUCAGGCACCAAUGUGGCUUUUGUGACCCUUUUUAAGAUAUGUGUUUGUGCAUAUAGGUUGAAAUUUUUUCCCUUGAAGCUUGUAAAACAGGUCGUUUUUUUUUCGGGUUUUGUUUGUGAAUCAUUGUAAUCGAAGAGUUUUGAAGCUUUGGUUUUCGGGUUUGUAUGUAAUGUAAGAGUGAUAAAUAUGGUUUGAUAUUAUUAUAUGUAUCUUUCUCU